Molecule: messenger RNA, 486 nt
Organism: Diatraea saccharalis (sugarcane borer)
Lineage: Eukaryota; Metazoa; Arthropoda; Insecta; Lepidoptera; Crambidae
Source: the annotation of a GenBank genome assembly
AUGUGUUCGUCUUCAGGUGAAGCUGGUAGUGGUAAGACUGCGUUCUGUCAGGAGUUGAGUUCCCCCAGUCCAGGACCCGCUGCCAGACAACAGCGAGCGCUUAACCGGAGACUAUUAGCCAGGCAUUUCAUACAGAUUAAUAAUGAGAAUAGUCUGCGUCCCUCCGAGUUCAUUCGCUCGUUGGCGAUGCAGAUAUUGAGCCAUUCUUCGAGGCACGCGCGCAACGAUAUCUCGCCAAGGGAACCGAACAGCGACAGGCGCAACUCUGAUGACGAUCGAGACAAUUGCUUUCUGAAUAGAUUCCAAGGUCUAAUUGACGAUGCCGAGGAGAGCUCUAAGCCAUUGCUGGCAGAUAGUGAAGAUCAACGGACCGAUGAGGAAGAAUGCGGCUCGGGACGUCGAACCCGCACCAUAGAGCGUAUUCACGAGCGUGAUACCUACCAGGACUCUAUCCGUGACGAUCGCCAUGUAAGCAGUCUCUUUUAA